Molecule: messenger RNA, 3573 nt
Organism: Mus pahari (shrew mouse)
Lineage: Eukaryota; Metazoa; Chordata; Mammalia; Rodentia; Muridae
Gene: Pde8a
Product: phosphodiesterase 8A
Exons: 22
Coding region: 107-2575 (822 amino acids)
Biological process (GO): positive regulation of ERK1 and ERK2 cascade; cellular response to epidermal growth factor stimulus; regulation of DNA-templated transcription
Molecular function (GO): 3',5'-cyclic-AMP phosphodiesterase activity
Source: RefSeq, a predicted model, not a curated record
GCCGCGAUGACACGGCGCCCGCGGCGGCCCCGAGGCGCCGGGCGGGCCGUUUGCUGACCGGAUCGCGGCUGCCCGCCAGCGUGUCCGCGGUGCCGCCGCCGCCAGGAUGGGCUGCGCCCCGAGCAUCCACACUUCCGAAAACCAAACGUUUAGCCACAGCGACGGCGAGGACGAGAUCGUGGACGUGGACGUCCCGGGCCCCGCGCCGAGAUCUAUUCAGCGAUGGUCGACCGCGCCCGGGCUCGUGGAGCCUCAGCCUCGGGACAGCGGCGCCUCGAAGGUAUCAGUAGCUGAUGUGCAAUUUGGGCCGAUGAGAUUUCAUCAAGACCAACUUCAGGUCCUUUUAGUGUUUACCAAAGAAGAUAACCAGUGUAAUGGAUUCCACAGGGCAUGUGAGAAAGCUGGGUUUAAGUGCACAGUCACCAAGGAGGUGCAGACUGUCCUUACCUGUUUCCAGGACAAACUCCAUGACAUCAUCAUCAUAGACCACAGAAAUCCCCGACAGAUGGAUGCAGAGGCACUAUGCAGGUCUAUCAGAUCAUCAAAAUUCUCAGAAAACACAGUUAUUAUUGGCGUAGUACGCAGGGUGGACAAAGAAGAGGCGUCUUUAAUGCCCUUCCUUGCUGCUGGCUUCACACGGAGGUAUAUAGAAAACCCCAACGUCAUGGCCUGUUAUAAUGAACUGCUCCAGUUGGCAUUUGGAGAGGUGCGAUCACAACUGAAACUCAGGGCUUGUAACUCAGUAUUCACUGCGUUAGAGAAAAGUCAAGAAGCAAUUGAAAUUACAAGUGAGGACCACAUUAUACAGUAUGCAAACCCUGCAUUUGAAUCAACAAUGGGUUAUCAGUCAGGAGAAUUAAUAGGGAAGGAGUUAGCGCAAGUGCCCAUAAAUGAAAAAAAAGGUGAUUUGCUCGAUGCCAUAAAUUCAUGUGUCACAAUAGACAAGGAGUGGCAAGGAGUUUACCAUACCCAAAAGAAAAAUGGAGAUAAUAUACAACAAAAUGUGAAGAUAAUACCUGUCAUUGGGCAGGGAGGAAAAAUCAGACACUAUGUGUCCAUUAUCAGAGUAUGCAAUGGCAACAAUAAGGUUGAGACCACAACUGAGUGUGUUCAGACUGACAGACAAACAGAUAACCAGGCAGGCAAACAUAAAGACAGAAGGAAAUACUCGAUGGACGCCAAAGCAGCUUCCUCCAGAACAAGCGAUGUUUCCAAUCAGAGAAGACAUUCCUCUUUGGCCCGGAUACAUUCUAUGAUGAUUGAGGCUCCCAUCACCAAGGUAAUCAAUAUUAUCAAUGCUGCCCAGGAAAACAGUCCUGUGCCUGUGACAGAAGCCUUGAACCGUGUGCUGGAUAUUCUGAGAACCACUGAGUUGUACUCGCCACAGUUUAAUGCUCAGGACGAUCCCCAUGCCACAGACCUUGUUGGGGGCUUAAUGUCUGUAAGUCCAUCUCCUAGGGCUUUAAAAAGGCAAGCAGAGCACCUGUACCUCCCACCACUUUCAAACAAUUUGGCCACCCCCAUCUCCCUUCAUGAUAUCCCACCACGGAUUGCCCUGGCCAUAGAAAAUGAAGAAGAGUGGGACUUUGACAUUUUUGAGCUGGAAGUAGCAACCCAAAAUAGGCCUUUGAUUUACCUAGGUCUGAAAACAUUUGCACGUUUUGGAAUGUGUGAGUUCUUACAGUGCUCGGAGGCAACGCUGAGAUCGUGGUUUCAGAUGAUCGAGUCCAACUACCACGCUUCUAACCCCUACCACAAUUCCACACACGCUGCGGAUGUGCUUCACGCCACGGCGUAUUUCCUUUCCAGAAACAAAAUAAAGGAAACUUUAGAUCGCAUUGAUGAGGUUGCUGCCCUCAUUGCGGCCACCGUCCACGACGUGGACCACCCUGGAAGAACCAACUCCUUCCUCUGCAACGCGGGAAACCAGCUGGCCGUGCUCUACAACGACGCCGCUGUGCUGGAGAGCCACCAUGUGGCACUGGCCUUCCAGCUGACGCUUGAAAAUGAUCAGUGCAAUAUCUUUAAACAAAUGGAGAGGAAUGACUACCGGACACUACGCCAGAGUAUUAUUGACAUGGUCCUAGCCACAGAAAUGACGAAGCACUUUGAACAUGUCAACAAAUUUAUCAACAGCAUCAACAAGCCUUUGGCAGCACAGGAGAGGGAGGAAACUGGCAGAAGCCUGGAAGACAUAAAAGCUCUGCUCAAGACCCCAGAGAGCCGGGCUCUCAUCAAAAGAAUGAUGAUCAAGUGUGCUGACGUGUCCAACCCCUGCCGGCCGCUAGAGCACUGCAUUGAGUGGGCUGCACGCAUUUCAGAGGAGUAUUUUUCUCAGACUGAUGAAGAGAAACAGCUGGACUUGCCUGUGGUGAUGCCCGUGUUUGACAGAAACACCUGCAGCAUUCCCAAGUCUCAGAUCUCCUUCAUCGAUUACUUCAUCACAGACAUGUUUGAUGCCUGGGAUGCCUUCGUUGACCUGCCUAACCUCAUGCAGCACCUAGAUGACAACUUCAGGUACUGGAAAGGACUGGAUGAGAGGAAGCUUCGCAGCCUCCGCCCGCCUCCAGAGUAGUGUGAGGUACACACCCGGCCUGUGGCUGUCCUUCCUGGUCUCUGCAGUUUCUUAGCCCUUUCACUGUUGGCCAGAGCUGUCCCCUCAUCUGCAGAGCCUUUGAAAGCCCACGGGAUGCCCACCUUCUGUGGCCACAUCUGACACCAUAGCUUGCUGCAAGGCUCUUUUGUGAGGCCCCAAGAGCUGUGGUUUGUAUCGACUAUGUUACCACAGCCCUGGGAGCCCUGCAGAGGUGACCUGGCUCUCCUAGCAGUGACCAUGUGUCCUAUUUCCCUGAGCCUGCAGAGCAGCAUCUGGGGACACUGCUGUAGGGGACUUCUCUCUUAAGUUCACUAGCAAAUGAGACAGACAUUUAAGGUUGAUUAUCCCAAUUAUUACAUGUUUUAUUUAUUUUAUUAGACGUUUGAUGUUUUCUAUGAAUUUAAAAGUACUUCAAAGCCAAAGCCAAUUUCAGAUGCCUUGACCAAGUUCAUGACUUAUGUGUGUGUGAUUUGGUUACAGACUUAUUUUCAUAAAUGCAGAUUUAGAAUUUUAAAAUGAUGCAUCUUUUCCACACUAUGGAAUAUAUUAAAUUCUCCUCUUUGAUGUUAGUGGGAAAGGCUUUAUGUAGUGGGUCUCACUCUAGUGUGUAACAGAGAAGCCACGUCUGCAGACCGGCUCUGAGCAGCAGCUGUCAGGAGUUUUAUAGGUGCCUUCUCAGAGAAAAAUCUGAUUUGACCAUUUUUUUUCCUAAAAUUUUAUAAUUGAAUUUCUAAAAGCCUGCCUCAUUUUAUACCAUUUCUAUAAACUAUGCCCUAUAAAAAGCAAAGCAAACCUGGGUACCUAGCAGCUGAUAUUUUACAGCUAACAUGGGGUAUUUGAGUCUAGACAUAUAAAGGUUCUAUCUCCUCACAUUUUGAAUAAGCAUAAUACUAUAAAGAUGAUAUUCAAUGACAUGUUGAAAUGUUUCAUUUUAAACUUGUAUUUUUUCUGGAUGAAAUUAAACUAUUUGUUUUUAA